CUGUUAUCAUGAGAGUUUUGAUCAAUAGAAAAGUCCACACGCCUCAGAGAGAAACUAUCUACUUUCGACUUUCCAUUUCUUGGAGUCUACACACUCAUUUUCCGACAAUAUGUACGAUUUCUGCUUCACGAUCCCCUAUGGCUUGAUCCUUAUUGGAGGUGGCGUUUAUGGAUUCGUCAAGAAAGGUAGCACAGCCUCCUUGGCCGGGGGUGUUGGCAUUGGAUUGCUCCUCCUCUUGGCUGGAUGGUUGAGCCUCCAAGCCUUUGAGAAACGAAAGAAUUCUUACUUUGCUUUGGUUCUUGAGACUGUUUGUGCAGCAGCUUUGACUGUGGUUAUGGGAUUGCGUUAUCAGAAGACAUCUAAGAUUAUGCCAUCUGGUAUUGUAGCUGGGAUCAGUGCUCUGAUGACUGGGUUUUACCUGUACAAAAUUGCUACUGGAGGUAACCAUUUCCCUGCCGGGGCCAAGUCUGAGUGAUUGCUUUGAGCUUUGUUUGUGAGACUAAUACUAUAAGAUAGAAUAGAACAACAGAGACAAACAUGCUUCUAUUAGAAGGUUUUUGCUAUCUUGAACAAAGAUAUAUUGCUGUAUAUUACUCCUAUCGGUUGUAUGUAUGAGACAAAAGAUUACUGGUCUUUAGAAAUUUAACAAAUGUAGUCUCUCAAGAUUUAUUUGUUAAGAUGACUUUCAUAUCUAGUGAUACAAAGCCAAGCUCAUUGAAUGAGUGAUUGAGAAGCA
This is a messenger RNA of Mangifera indica (mango), 736 nucleotides long. RefSeq names its product protein FATTY ACID EXPORT 6-like. Gene Ontology annotation, cellular component: membrane. Lineage: Eukaryota; Viridiplantae; Streptophyta; Magnoliopsida; Sapindales; Anacardiaceae. The transcript has 3 exons. The coding region runs from base 110 to 475 and encodes 121 amino acids. The record is from RefSeq and is a predicted model, not a curated record.